Macadamia integrifolia is the source of this 1254-nucleotide messenger RNA. RefSeq names its product probable beta-1,4-xylosyltransferase IRX10. The transcript has a single exon. The record is from RefSeq and is a predicted model, not a curated record. The coding region runs from base 1 to 1254 and encodes 417 amino acids. NCBI's taxonomy places the organism in Eukaryota, Viridiplantae, Streptophyta, Magnoliopsida, Proteales, Proteaceae. Gene Ontology annotation, molecular function: glycosyltransferase activity. Gene Ontology annotation, biological process: glucuronoxylan biosynthetic process; plant-type secondary cell wall biogenesis.
AUGAAGAAUUACAGAUGGGAUUUUUUUGUUCUUCUGGUUUUUUCAUUUAUUUCUAGGAUUGGUGCAGAUGAUCUCGGCGUAACUCAAUGGUCGUCGCCGCGAAUUUCAGGAACUACAGAUGAUGUCUUAGAGGAUAACCCAAUUAGAAGAUUGAAAGUCUUUGUUUAUGAUCUCCCAAGCAAAUACAAUAAGGAAAUAAUUGAUAAGGAACCCAGAUGCCUUACCCACAUGUUUGCUGCUGAGAUCUAUAUGCAUCAAUUCUUGUUAACCAGCCCAGUUAGAACUCUCAAUCCUGAAGAAGCUGAUUGGUUCUAUACACCAGUUUACACCACUUGUGACCUUGAACCGGGAGGUCAUCCAAUGACCUACAGAUCUCCAAGGAUAAUGAGAAGUGCUAUUAAGGUGAUCUCUACCAAUUGGCCUUACUGGAAUAGAACAGAAGGGGCUGAUCACUUCUUCCUUGUACCUCAUGACUUCGGUGCUUGCUUCCAUUAUGAGGAAGGGAUAGCUAUUGAAAGAGGAAUUCUUCCUUUGCUCCAAAGGGCUACAUUGGUUCAAACUUUUGGACAAAGAAAUCAUGUUUGCUUGAAGGAGGGUUCAAUCAUAAUUCCUCCAUAUGCUCCUCCACAAUGGCUUCAAUCUCAUUUGGUUCCUCCAAACACUCCUCGCUCCAUUUUCGUUUAUUUUCGAGGUAUAUUUUACGAUAUUGGAAAUGAUCCCCAAGGCGGUUAUUACGCAAGAGGAGCUCGGGCUUCACUAUGGGAGAAUUUUAAGAACAAUCACGUCUUUGACAUCUCAUAUGAGCAUCCGAAGACUUAUUAUGAAGACCUGCAACGUGCGAUUUUCUGUUUGUGUCCACUGGGAUGGGCUCCAUGGAGUCCUAGAUUGGUUGAAGCAUUGCUAUUUGGAUGUAUUCCUGUUAUUAUAGCAGAUGAAAUUGAGUUACCCUUUGAAGAUGCAAUCCCAUGGGAGGAAAUUGGGAUCUUCAUAGCUGAGAAAGAUGUUCAGAAAUUAGAUACCAUUCUUACAUCAAUACCAGAGGAAGUAAUUCUUAGGAAGCACAGGUUGCUUGCUAAUCCUUCAAUGAAGAGAGCAAUGAUUUUCUCACAGCCUUCUCAGCCAGGAGAUGCUUUCCAUCAGAUACUAAAUGGCCUUGUCCGUAAGUUGCCACGUGACAAGACCAUCUACUUGAAUCCCGAUCAGAAGAUCUUAGACUGGACGGCUGGUCCUACGGAGGACCAGGAGCCAUGGUAG